Molecule: messenger RNA, 1457 nt
Organism: Anopheles maculipalpis
Lineage: Eukaryota; Metazoa; Arthropoda; Insecta; Diptera; Culicidae
Product: T-box-containing protein TBX6L-like
Exons: 5
Coding region: 3-1385 (460 amino acids)
Biological process (GO): regulation of transcription by RNA polymerase II; heart development; positive regulation of DNA-templated transcription
Cellular component (GO): nucleus
Molecular function (GO): RNA polymerase II cis-regulatory region sequence-specific DNA binding; DNA-binding transcription factor activity, RNA polymerase II-specific
Source: RefSeq, a predicted model, not a curated record
AAAUGACCGCCGAUCUAAUGGAUUUACGGAUGCACCAUCACCUAGCGCUCCAGACGGAGUUCUACCGGAUGCAGAUGCAGCGUUUGCCAGAUCCGUAUCCGGCAAUGCUACCAGUUCCACCGCCCCGGCCACUGAUGAUACCGCCGCGCUACAACACCCUGCCGGAUGUGGACAUCAAGCUGCAGAACCGCGAUCUCUGGAGUCAGUUCCACAAGAUCGGUACCGAGAUGAUCAUCACCAAGAGUGGCCGACGCAUGUUUCCCUCGAUGCGGCUGUCGGUUAAUGGAUUGGAAGCCGAGGAGAACUACUUCAUACUGCUCGAGAUGGUCCCGAUCAGUGACUGUCGGUUCAAGUUUAGCGGUUCCCAGUGGGUACCGGCUGGUGGUGCCGAACCGCAGAGUCCUCAGCGUAUUUACUUUCAUCCGGAUGGACCAGCACUCGGUUCCCAUUGGACGUCGCAACCGAUCGUCUUCAACAAGGUGAAGCUCACCAACAACACGCUGGACAGUAAUGGUCAUAUCGUCUUGACGAGCAUGCACAAAUAUCAACCACGUAUUCACGUCAUCAAAGCCUCAGAUGCUACUCAAAUUCCGUGGGCACCACAGCAAGCCUUCACCUUCCCUGAGACGGAGUUCGUCGCUGUAACUGCCUAUCAGAACGAUCGCAUCACAAAACUGAAGAUCGACAACAAUCCUUUCGCGAAAGGUUUUCGGGAGACGGGUCAGUCACGGUGCAAGCGCAAGGCAGGACUUUUGAUGUCACCCGACUCUGGCCUUGGCAAUCGCAGUUCGGAAGAGGACGAUGAGUCUGAUGGGCAGGAAACGGGCCCGGAAGCGAAACGUCCACGUACGAGCAGCCUUGCCGGUUCCCUAUCCUCCCUGGACGACAGUGAACUUUCCGUCAGUGACGGAUCCUCCAGUGGAACGAGCUCCCCGGUAGUGGUGGAUGAUUUCGGAUCUCCGGUACGUCCUUCACCUUCUUCGAUGGCAGCGAGUGCAUUCUACCAGAACCAUCACCCGGGCAUGGCUAUGCAUGCAGGGCUGUUUUCCGCGCAACAUCCUCACCAUCUGUCCCAUGCCCAUCCGAUGCUGCAGCAUCCUGGUGGAGGUUCGUGGAUGGACCUUAUGUUUCCUUCGUUCGCCCGGUCGCAGACAGCCGGAGGUGGAUCGCCCAGUCUGGAACCGAGUGCACUCGUACAGGCCGCUCAGCAGCUGCAACAGUUCGCGCGCCGUGAGUUCCUUCCCCUUCCGGUACCCUCACCCCGGACACCCACAAUCAACAGCAGCACUGGUGAGCAGGACAGCCCAAGCAGAAAGCAGCAGCAACAUCUCCCACAGCAUCAACUCCCCUUCAGCAUCUCCGCCAUUCUCGGGCACGAUCGGUAGACGGUCGCGGGGUGUGAAUUGUUUGCACAAACAGCAUCAUCGGAAAGGUGAGUGGUUGUCGCUGGAAGACGC